AAUGGGUCAUCAUCGUUGCUGUCAUUCUUCUCGUUAACAUCAUUCAUCGGAGAGUUAUCAAUCGAACGAAAUAGAAUCGUGCCAGAAUAUUCCAUUUGAAAAAUUUUAUCAUUUAACGUCUGCCCACAAAAUUGUACGAAUAUAAUAAAAAGCAAUGGAUACUCCACCGAUUCCCGAGGGGCAGUCUCAGGCUGAUUUUAUUAAAGAAGAUCUCAAUUUCGACGUUGAUCCUAAUGAUCCUCUAACACAGGCUGCUCUCCAGGAUCAUCCCGAACAGGAAUGGAUCGACAUUCUCGGGAAUGGACAACUUAGAAAAAAAACGAUAUCCAAAGGUCAAAAGGGCUUUCGGCCUAAUAGAUAUGAUCUUUGCACCCUCAGAAUUACCUGCAAACUUCCAGAAAGUGAUAAAAUUGUUGAAGAAGUUGACGACAUUACCAUACAAUUGGGAGAUGUUGAAGUUAUCCAGGGGCUUGAUCUGGCUAUAGCUCUUAUGGAACUCGGGGAGACAGCAGAAAUAGAAGUAGCUUCUAGAUUUGCUUACGGUGACACUGGUUUGCCACCUGAUAUUCCUCCUGGUGCCACUCUCUUGUACACCAUUGAAUUGAAAUCAAUGAACACCGAAACGGACAUUGAGGACCUGGAUUUCCACAGAAGGAAAAAGAUCGGGAACAAGAAACGUGAGCGUGGAAAUUGGUGGUUUGAACGAUCGGAGCCAACCCUCGCAAUCCAGUGUUACCGGCGUGCUCUGGAUUUUUUGCAUCCCACAAACAGCGUGUCAACUGGAUCGGGCGACAAUGAAUCAGAUCAAGGGCGCAAAGUGGAAGAGUCAAUAAGUGAUGCAGACUUGCAAGCCAUACUCGAGGACAGAACGAUCGUUUAUAAUAAUUUGGCAGAAGCUCAGAUUAGGAUCGAGGCGUACGAUGCUGCGUUGGACAGCGUUGAAAACGUCUUGAGAUGUCAGCCACAAAAUGUUAAAGCUUUGUUCAGAAAAGGUAAAAUUCAUCACAAGAAAGGAAAUCACGUGAAAGCUUACGAAACAUUGCUUCAGGCUUUGAAAAUCAUGCCCAACAACAAAGCGAUACAACAAGAAUUAGCCAUACUGAAAAGCAAGACGGUGAAGGACAUAGCACACGAGAAAAAUCUGUAUCGUAAGAUGUUGGGCACUCCGAAGGAAGACCAUAAAAGGAACAACCAAAUAUUCUCCAAGAACAAUUCAAAGGGACAAGAGAACUCCAAAAGCGCAGCAAAAAUAGCUGCCUGGAGUCUGGCCGGUGGUGCUGUGGCAGCGAUCGCUGCUGGGGUCGCUUACAGAUUCGUUUUUUAAAGACAAUCAUUACUGGUACGGGCACUUGGGCAUCACUUGUACAUUCCAAGUGCAUUUUUUUAAAAACAUUACUUUUGUUAUUUAUUUUUUUAUUUCUACCAAUCGACUUAUUCGAGAGUUAGUUAUAUUUCCACUUGUGAUGCCGAAUACACGACUUAUUUAUCCAUCGAUACAUAAAAAAUCUUCGGUUUUUUCGCAAAUCGACUAUUGUUCAUGAGAAAAAACAAACUGAUCAGCAACAAUAAAUUAUGUAAUUAUGUA
Messenger RNA from Venturia canescens, 1585 nucleotides. RefSeq names its product peptidyl-prolyl cis-trans isomerase zonda (gene zda). The record is from RefSeq and is a predicted model, not a curated record. The transcript is spliced from 5 exons. Gene Ontology annotation, biological process: negative regulation of apoptotic process; protein folding. Lineage: Eukaryota; Metazoa; Arthropoda; Insecta; Hymenoptera; Ichneumonidae. Gene Ontology annotation, cellular component: cytosol; mitochondrial envelope; endomembrane system. The coding region runs from base 155 to 1324 and encodes 389 amino acids. Gene Ontology annotation, molecular function: protein binding; protein folding chaperone; peptidyl-prolyl cis-trans isomerase activity.